Messenger RNA from Bathycoccus prasinos, 1539 nucleotides. Its product is annotated as RNA methyltransferase, TrmH family, group 1. The record is from RefSeq and is a predicted model, not a curated record. The transcript has a single exon. The coding region runs from base 1 to 1539 and encodes 512 amino acids. Lineage: Eukaryota; Viridiplantae; Chlorophyta; Mamiellophyceae; Mamiellales; Bathycoccaceae. Gene Ontology annotation, cellular component: cytosol. Gene Ontology annotation, biological process: tRNA nucleoside ribose methylation.
AUGAUGCCCAUUUCCCGCGUUUCGUUCUCGUCGUCGUCUCCCGUGACUCCUCGAGGACAGCCUUCAAGACGACGACGACAAAAGAAGAAGACUUUAGGGGCAAAACCGUUGGCCGCCGCCACCACGGAGAAUACGAAUAACAACAACAAAAACACGCUUCCUCUCUGGGCGGAAACCCAAAAGAGAAACUCCCCGGCGUUGACGAACAUUUCUUUCGCGCUGGUGAACCCGCAAGGCCCGAUGAACGUGGGGAGUUGCGCGAGGGUGAUGCAAAACUUUGGCAUUUACGACCUGAAAAUAGUGCAAGGCAGCUCGUUCGUGUUCGAACCGACGCCGGAUGAUGAUUCGUCGGAUGAUGAUGACAAUGAUGAUAUUAAUGAUAAAAAUGAUGAGAAAAAGAAUCGAAGAACAACAACGCAGUACGAGAACAAAGACGAGGCGAGCGAAACGGAAGGCGAAAUGCCGGAUUUGUUUACCGCGAGUUUAUUAACAUCCAACAAAGACGCGAAGAAAACGAUGAGCGGAGAGGCGUAUCGGUUCGCCUGCGCGGCGGAUUGGAUGCUCGAGAGAGCGUCGAAGGAGGCGUGGUAUCCGGACGUGAAAUCUGCGACGGCGGAUCGAACGGUGGUGUUUGCGACGACGGCGAGAAAUCGCGACGGGUCGCAACCGAUGUUGGAUUCAAGAGAAGCGUGCCGAAAAGCCGCGAAAUUGGCUCUGGACGGAGAGAAAGUCUCGUUUUUGUUCGGGAACGAGAGAGUUGGAUUGACGAACGAGGAGUUGAGAACGGCGCAAUAUUUAGUCGCGAUACCGACCGCGGGUGUUGGCGAGGUUUGCGGAAAGAGUUUGAAAUACACGGGGAGUUCUGGUCCGACGAGUUUGAAUUUGAGUCACGCGGUUGGAGUGGUAGCGUACGAAGCGUUCGUCGAGACGACUUUGGAAGAAGACAGAAGAAGGAAAAGUGGACACGGAUCGUCGUCGUCAUCAUCGAGUGGUGGUGGUAGUAGUAGUAGUAGUAGCAGCAGCAGCAGUAGCAACAAUAAUGAUAAAGAUGAUAACAAUAACAGCGAUAUCAAUAGCGAGGAAAGCACGGCGUCUUUGAGAAAGCAAACCAACGCGGGUAAAACGGAAACCGAUAAACUGAUGAGUUCGGGCGAGAAGCAACAGUUGACCCAGGCGUUAUUCAGCGCCAGGCGGUCGUUGGAUGUUUGUCCAUCAGCUACAGAUGAUCGCGCGGAUACAGAAGACGAGGAUUCGAUAGAUUUACAAUCUCGAGAAUUUAAAGCGAUUGAACGCGUGCUUUCGAACCCGAAUCUUCGCGGUCGCGACGCGGCGGUGUUGUUUCAAGUCGCUCGAAGAAUAUUAGCCGUGAUGGAAAACAACGACGAAUCUCCGUUGGAGAGAGUCAUCGUCGACGAGCUCAAGAAGGUGAAAAAAGUAGACACGCCAAUCAAAGAAGCUCGGAACGCUUUGAGGGAGAGAUUUAACAUCUCCUUGACCAAUCGCGAAAUCCUCGAAGCGCAGCGACGCGCGAGCAAGUAA